AUGGAAGAAGACACUUAUGCUGGUGGCUGCAUUUCGUACUCCGAGCAUAGGAGAAGAAUUCAAGCUUCUGGGGAGGUGCCCCCUCAUCAGGUUGAGUUUGUUACAUUUCAAAGGACCCACACACAAGAGUCUGAAGUAGGGACUCGACGGUGGAUUAACAACAAAUCCAGACAAAUAACGGAGGGAUUCCAAAAGCUCCAGGAGGAGACAGAAGCACAUGUGACAAAUGAUGAAACCGCCUCCUCUCAGGUCGAUAGCAAUGAACUCUUCAUUAAGGCGACUGAGCUAUUAAAUAAAAAAGGAAGAAUUUUUGGCCUGGGAGCAUCUGCUAGCAGCUUGAAGAGUACCAAGUGUCCCUCCAGACAACUUCCAAGUGUUUCCGAAGAUGAGAUCGCCAGAAUACGAGCAGUGACUGCUAAAUUGGAGGCCGAAUUGUAG
This is a messenger RNA of Gastrolobium bilobum, 438 nucleotides long. RefSeq lists its product as uncharacterized. Bases 1 to 438 code for a protein of 145 amino acids. Lineage: Eukaryota; Viridiplantae; Streptophyta; Magnoliopsida; Fabales; Fabaceae. The record is from RefSeq and is a predicted model, not a curated record. The transcript has 4 exons.